Molecule: messenger RNA, 1103 nt
Organism: Anopheles nili
Lineage: Eukaryota; Metazoa; Arthropoda; Insecta; Diptera; Culicidae
Exons: 2
Coding region: 74-745 (223 amino acids)
Source: RefSeq, a predicted model, not a curated record
UGUUACAGGUGGCAGCUGUAGUAGACAAAAAAAGGAAACCACAACCCAAGUGCGCCAGUGUAAAACAAUCAAGAUGAAGGCGUUGUUGUGUAUAGCGCUGCUAGCCGUUGUUGUUUCGGUCACCAUUGCAGACCGGAGCGAGUCCUUGAGCUUGUUCACGCAGCUGAAGGUCGGCAAACAGGGCCGACUGUUUGGAGCUGAGGAUGAUUUCGUGUCACUCGUGCAAUCAGAGCUAGUGCUAGCCCAAGAAGAGUACGUUCGGUCGUCCAUUAGCGGAGAAUCGCAAGUGCUGCAGGAGUUGUCCACAGCCGCGGCCCAAACGAGCGGUCCGCAGUGCGUUGAGUUCGUUCGACAGAAGGCGGGAAUCAUGAUGAACCUGGCCGGUGUAUCGUACGGUUCUUGUCUGAAGCAGGUGGACGAGGUUCUCUUCGAGAAGUUAUCGGCCGCCACAGAGCAUGCCAUUACGCGUGACCAGUACGAUCAGGCGAACAUAUUGAGCGCAUUCCGGGGUGAGAACAUCUUCGUCGAUCCGGCAAGCAUUCGCGGGAAAAUGCAGCAGCGGAUGCGUGUCGCGUCCAAGGUGCCAGCGUUGAGUGCUGAAUCACUGGGUGAGAUUCGCAAGGAGCUUAACGAGGUGAAGGAGCACUUUGUCAAGUGCAUGAAGACGGCCCAAGAUGGACUUGAGAACACGCUACAGGCCACAUCUAAGCAGCUGAGGCUCGUGUGUGCAAAUGAGCAGGAGUGAAGAAACUAGUCCAGCGUGUUUUCUUGCACAAUAAAUGCGUGUAAUAAAUUAUUAAACUUCAAGCAGAUGAGAUAUUUCAAUCAUUUUAUCUUUUAUUUUAUUUAUUACUGUAAACUGUGUGAGAUAUUUAGCAUAUUUUACUUUUUACAUUGUACGUUGCAACUUUUAACAGUGUUUUAAGAUUAUAUUUCGUCUUGAGAUGCAGAAUAUGAUAUUUUAUAGAUAAGAGAAAAAAGUUACUCAUGUAGGAUCAUAAAUUGAUUGAGAGAGUACGUUCAUAUUGCAUAGCGGAGUAAUAAAAGCUCGGCGAAGGCUGUGAUGAAAUUGAUCAUUUUGAAUGAACUCUCAGUUUAUGAUU